AUGGAUUUUAAGGGAGAGAGAUGUGUGAACCAAAUAGAGAAGUUGAAGAAAGAGGCAACCAUUAUGCUUGAAAAGGCUACGACACCAUUAACGCAGCUUGAGCUGAUAAAUGCAAUUCCAAGGCUAGGAAUGAAGUAUCUCUUUGAGAAGGAGAUCAAGAGAUUGCUAGUAAACAUAUACCACAACAAACCGAACCCCGAUGGGCUGGGAUAUAACUUACAUGCUAGUGCUCUCAGAUUUAUGCUCCUCAGGCAGUAUGGUUUUAGGGUCUCUCAAGAUGUAUUUACCGUCUACAGGGACAAAAAUGGGUUUAUGGAACACCUGAGUGAGGACGUUCAGGGAAUGUUGAGCUUAUAUGAAGCUGCACAUUUUCUUUUCGAAGGCGAAAGUAUACUAGAGCAGGCCAUAAUAUUUACAAAAAGACAUCUUGUUGAAAGGACUUACAACAAUAUAGAACUUCAGAAUCAAGUGAACCGCUCCCUGGAGAUCCCAUUGCAUUGGGGGAUGGAGAGAUCAGAGGCUAGGUGGUACAUCAAUGAAUAUAAAGAUGGACAAGAUGUGAACCAUGUUUUUCUUGAAUUGGCUAAAUUAGUUUUCAAUAUGUAUCAAGCCAUACACCAGGAAGAUCUUCGAGAUUUGUCGAGGUGGUGGAGGAGUCUUGGUGUUGCGACAAAAUUGAAAUUUGCAAGAGACAGGCUGGUUGGGAGUUUCUUAUGCAGUGUGGGGAUUUUUCCAGAGCCAAGGGGACAACGUUGCAGAGAAUGGCUCACAAAAGUCAUGAAUUUUGUGCUGAUCAUUGAUGAUAUAUAUGACAUCCAUGGUUCAUUUCCAGAACUCGAGUUAUUGGCCGAUGUCGUUGAAAGGUGGAACACCAAGGACAUGGAAAAGCUACCAUACUAUAUGAAAAUAUGUUUCUUGGGAUAUACACCAUCGGUCGAGGAGUGUUUGUCAAACAACUGGCUUUCAUCCUCUGGUUCCGUGUUUCUAGUUCAUGCGUUUUUCGCUACCAACCAACCAAUCACAACUGAUGUUCUACGAGCUCUAGAAGACGAUCAUAAUCUUUUGUACUGCUCGUCCAUGAUUUCUCGACUUUCCAAUGAUCUUGCAACUUCAUCGGCGGAGCUAGAGAGAGGCGAUGUAGCCUCAUCAGUACAUUGUUACAUGCGUGAAAUGGGCAGUUCUGAAGAGGAAGCACGUAAAUAUAUUAGAAGCCUUAUCAUGGAUACAUGGAAGAAAAUGAACGAGUCCAUCACCGAUACGACAUUUGAUCUUACUUUUACUAACGUUGCUUUAAAUCUUGCACGAGCAGCCAUGUUUUUCUAUCAAUACGGGGAUGGGAUUGGAAUUGAAGACGAUAUAGCUAAAGAUCAUGUUUUAUCUUUAAUUGUUAAACCAAUAUUGUAA
Molecule: messenger RNA, 1404 nt
Organism: Papaver somniferum (opium poppy)
Lineage: Eukaryota; Viridiplantae; Streptophyta; Magnoliopsida; Ranunculales; Papaveraceae
Product: myrcene synthase, chloroplastic-like
Exons: 7
Coding region: 1-1404 (467 amino acids)
Biological process (GO): diterpenoid biosynthetic process
Molecular function (GO): magnesium ion binding; terpene synthase activity
Source: RefSeq, a predicted model, not a curated record